UUUGCGACCUACAGACGUCUGUUUUGUUCGCCCACUGCUUGCAGAUACGCACAAGUAACAAAUAACAAGCACAUUUCGACAACUUUCGCCGUUAUCCAAACGACGGGGACUGUCUGGGUGGGUGUUUUUUGGUUCACGUGAGUCACUCGGCCGCUUGGAAGUAACUUUAAAACGUAACGUUACGUGAAUUCGCUAGUUUGAGUGCGUAAGUAGCCUGUCGUGCGUUAGACGAUAAGUCGUAUUGUUUUUAUUUACAGUGUUUCACAUGCGUCCAGUAUGAGCGGGGGGUUGGCACCAAGCAAGAGCACUGUGUAUGUGUCCAACCUGCCUUUCUCUCUCACCAACAACGACCUGCACAAGCUAUUCACCAAAUAUGGAAAAGUUGUAAAGGUUACGAUCGUGAAGGACAAAGACACCCGCCAGAGUAAAGGGGUGGCUUUUGUUCUCUUCCUGGACAGAGAAUCAGCUCAUAACUGUGCAAGAGCGGUGAACAACAAACAGUUGUUUGGGAGAACAGUGAAGGCGAGCAUUGCCGUGGACAACGGGCGAGCAACUGAGUUUAUAAGGAGACGAAACUACACAGACAAGUCGAAAUGUUACGAAUGCGGGGAUACGGGUCAUCUGAGCUAUGCAUGCCCCAAAAACAUUCUGGGGGAGAGGGAACCUCCGAAGAAGAAAGAAAAGAAAAAGAAGAAAAUGGCUCAACAACCUGAACAAGUUGAAGAAGAAGAGGAAAGUGAAGAAGAAGGAGAGGACCCAACUUUAGAUAGUCUGAGCCAAGCCAUAGCUUUUCAGCAAGCUCGUAUGGAGGAAGAGGAGACACAGAGGAAGCAGGUGCUUUUGUCUCAAGAGGAAGGCGCUCACGCUUCAACAUCCGCGGACUCUAAGAAACCAAGGAUCAAAAAGAGCGCAUACUUCAGUGACGAGGAGGAGCUCAGUGACUAAUAACAGAGUUAGGACGUCGCCAAAAAAGUUAUUGUCAAAUAUUGCUUUGUAAGUUAUGUUGUAUAAUAGUGGGGUUGUUAAAAACAUGCUUCCAUUUACACUGAUGAAAUUUGAUUUUUUUCCCUUCUUGUACAUAGCACUGAGACCUUUUUUAUGUUUCUAGAAAUAAAUUGUUAUUAGGGUGAUGUGUUUUUCAAUUGCAGUCAAUAAAACCAUGUUUCUUAAUGAUUAACCAAA
This is a messenger RNA of Morone saxatilis (striped sea-bass), 1182 nucleotides long. RefSeq names its product zinc finger CCHC-type and RNA binding motif 1 (gene zcrb1). Lineage: Eukaryota; Metazoa; Chordata; Actinopteri; Moronidae. Gene Ontology annotation, cellular component: U12-type spliceosomal complex. The record is from RefSeq and is a predicted model, not a curated record. Gene Ontology annotation, biological process: mRNA splicing, via spliceosome. Gene Ontology annotation, molecular function: RNA binding; zinc ion binding. The coding region runs from base 277 to 945 and encodes 222 amino acids. The transcript has 7 exons.